This is a messenger RNA of Arvicola amphibius (Eurasian water vole), 2358 nucleotides long. RefSeq names its product transcription factor SPT20 homolog. Gene Ontology annotation, molecular function: transcription coregulator activity. Gene Ontology annotation, cellular component: SAGA complex. The record is from RefSeq and is a predicted model, not a curated record. The transcript has 2 exons. NCBI's taxonomy places the organism in Eukaryota, Metazoa, Chordata, Mammalia, Rodentia, Cricetidae. Gene Ontology annotation, biological process: regulation of transcription by RNA polymerase II. Bases 1 to 2358 code for a protein of 785 amino acids.
AUGACGGACUGGAGUUUAGAGGAGGCUUGGAAGCGGACAGAUGAUAUUAUUGACAGUGUCCAGCAGCAACCCCCUCCGCUGAGAUCCACGUCUUGUGGGGAAAAAUCUCUUCAGGAAAAACUGUAUGACAUUUAUGUGGAGGAGUGUAAAAAGGAGCCAGAAGCAGAGGGCCUUCGAAGCAAUGUCAACUUGCUAAGGAAGCUUAUGAAGAGAGAGCCAUUGCCAUGUUUAGUGGUCAGCCUGUACCCAGAAAACCAGGGCUAUUCUCUCAUGCUCAAGGAUAAAGAUGGAGUCCUAAUAGAGCCCUAUCCAGGGCCAUAUGUAGGACAGAAAUUGCUUGAAUAUUUGGAUGCUGAAGAGUUACCUUCUUUUCUGAUUGAUAUCCUGGAAAAGUCUCCUGUGAAUGUUUUUCACAGUGGCUGUGUCAUAGCAGAAAUCCGAGACUACAGGCAGUGCAGUGACAUCUACCCUCCCGAGGAGCCUGCUGCAGAGGCUGCUGUGUCCUCUCCUGCUUGCCAAGUUCGGCAUAUUCUCUUACGUCCAACGAUGCAGUCUCUAGUAAGCGAUGUCGAGUCCAUAACAAGUAACAGCAGUCAGUGGACCCAGGAAGAAAAACUGGAGCUUGAGAGCCAACUGAUCUUAGCUACAGCAGAGCCACUGUGUCUGGAUCCCUCUGUUGCUGUCACCUGCACGACCAACAAAUUGCUGUUUAAUAAGCAGAAGAUAAUGACAGACUCCAUGAAAAAAUCCUUCACGGGUCGUGAGUGGCCCUGUCUAGACCUGGAGGAACAAAAGCAUGCAUGCACAUCUCCUCCUGAUGUUGAAACAAUGAUCGCUUGCAGAAAACGAGCAGAGAUCAAACCAGGUGACCCAUACAAUCUGAAGAUCCCUGAAGCAGGAAAGUGUGUAGAUACAUGGAAGCAGAAACCCUGUCAACUGGUGGCCCCUUCAGAGGUGGAUGUGCAGAAAUACGCUAAAGGGAAGCAGUCUGUGCCCCAUGGUGACUCAGCAUCCACAGCCGGGCCAGCUCCUGAGGUAAAAUGUGGUUACUUAUUUGAUUAUGAAAAGGGCUGUCAUCCAUGGGAAACAGAGCCAAGUGUGAUGCAGUCCCUUAGUGACCCAUUUUUUUCUUCUGAAAUAGGGUCACCGACAGAGGGCGGAUGUGAUAGUCAGGUGUUUCUUCCCCAAGUUACCCUAAGUGAUUGUUUACUUGGUUCUGUAGCUGGGGAAAAGAUUGAGUCUGGGAAGGCAACGGAUGUGUGCCAAGAGUCUGCCCAGAGCCAGGCUGAAUGCCUAAGCAAAGAGCUUCAGGGAUCCACUGACUCCAUCUGUCUUGGCCAGCCCUCCCAAGGGAUGAAGGCCAGUUCCCCAUCAGUGACAUCCCCAGUCUUAGAGACAAGAGUGAAGAGCCCAGCUCCAGUGUUCACACUACCCUCCACCUCAGGAAAGGGCUCUUCAGCACCCAGUCCUCCCUCAAUAGCAGUCAGAGGUAGGAAGCUUCCAAGACUUUCUCCUUCUCUCCAAUCAGCUAGUCUUCCUCAGCAAACUUUGUGGGGAAUGAGCAGUAUCAAUGCCCUUGCUGCAGCGGUCCAGACCUCUGCCAGCUCAUCAGAGAGCCAUCCAGUCACCCAGAGCCCCAGCAGUGGCACUGCCCAAAAUGUUAUCAAUUUGUUCAGCCAAGCACAGGGAGACCCUGGUUUGAAGAAAGGUUCACCCCAGGUGCAGAGCUUCCCCACUAGUGCCCCAGCAUUUACAGAAACCUCUUCCAAAGACGUUCUGUCUCUUAAAGGUCAGACCAGUGCACCACAGAACUCUGUGCAAUUAAUUCUAAAAAAUACUGCAGGCUCCAUAGCUGUCAAUCUUCCAUCUGGCACUGUCAUUUUUCGCCAAGAGUCACAAACAGAGCAGCCACAGCCAUGGUUGCAGCUACAGCAACCACACCAGCAGCCACAGUCAAGGCUACAGCAUCAACCACCUAGGGCUCCUAUCCCUCCACAGCCAGCACCACAAACUUACCAGGGCAGUCAGGGAGCUAGCGUUCAGCAAUGGGCAGUGCCAACUCAGCAAACUGGUCUCUUUAACCUUGCUGAGGCCAGGAGGGUUUGCCAACCUCAGACAACUGUGUGCCAGGUGGGUUCUAGCCAGAGUCCUGGGCAGAUCCUUCCUUCACAAAGUUUCCAGAAUCCUACUGCCCAGGUACAGCAGUUACAGGCUUGGGGCCAGAAUGUGCAGCUGAGAUUCCUGCCACAUAUAGUGUCUGUGCCCAGAGCAGCCACUCAGCAUAGUCAUCAGGGCCGUACAGGUGGCCAGCACAGCGAUACAGAGAGUGGAGGUCCACCAACCACGCCAAAGUCUUAA